AUGAUCAUUGCGGAUACACUUUCUCGAGCUUACCUUACCGAUGAUGAUGUGGACAGUAGCAAGAUGAACGAAGAGUUAGAAUGUUACGUGCACACGGUAACCAGCAGAAUGCCAGUAUCCGAAGAACGACUGGAACAGAUCAAGAAAGAAACAGCGAUUGACCAGACCAUGAAGACCCUGUUCUCAACAAUCCGAAGGGGAUGGCCAGAGACAAGAAAACAAACACCUUGCGAAAUCCAGGACUACUGGAAUUAUCGUGACGAGCUUUCAGAAGUAGAUGGAAUCUUGUUGAAGCAAGACAAGAUUAUCAUACCCCUCAGUAUGAGAGGAAAGAUGCUAGAAAGAAUACACGAGAGUCACAUGGGCAUAGAGAAAUCCAAACGACGAGCAAGGGACAUUAUGUUUUGGCCAAGAAUGAAUGAGCAAAUUGAAGCUAUUGUAUCCAAAUGCCAAACCUGCCAAGAAUACCAGAUGUCGAAUCCCAAAGAACCCAUGGUGCAAGGAACAAUACCAUCGAGACCCUGGGAAAUGGUCGCAACUGAUUUGUUUCAGUGGGAACAGAACAACUAUCUGGUUGUGGCAGAUUAUUAUUCGCGUUAUAUUGAAGUAGUCAAGUUGGAAAACACCACCAGCAGAACUGUUGUGAAUCAUAUGAAGUCCAUAUUUGCAAGACAUGGAAUUCCAUCAGUCGUAAGAAGUGACAAUGGUCCUCAGUACACUGCCAGGGAGUACAAGCAGUUCGCACAAAAGUGGAAUUUCGAGCACCAGACUUCAAGUCCAUAUUAUCCGAAAUCAAACGGUUUGGCUGAGAAAGCAGUUCAAAUUGUGAAACGUUUGCUAUCGAAAGCAAAACAAGAUGGAAAAGAUCCGUACCUAAGUUUGUUGGAGUAUCGCAACACACCCAUUGGUAACGUAGCUUCACCAGCACAAAUAUUGAUGAGCCGACGUUUGCGUUCGCACUUACCAACUACCCCAAAUCAACUUCAGCCAAAAGUUGUUGAUCCUGAGAGAAUGAAAGAAAA
This is a messenger RNA of Paramuricea clavata, 1022 nucleotides long. Lineage: Eukaryota; Metazoa; Cnidaria; Anthozoa; Malacalcyonacea; Plexauridae. The record is from the annotation of a GenBank genome assembly.